AAAAUAUGUAAGAAGUUGAGAAUUCUUAAAACAUUGUAAAUUUAAUUGUUCAGAUAUGUCGUGGGUGUCCGAUUAUAAAUAUUCUUGGAUGGAAACAGUAGCCAUGAAUGUCAUCAGGGCCGGAGGUCAUUUACCCUAUCAUAUUGCCUUUGUAAUGGAUGGCAAUCGCCGCUACGCCAAUUCACAACAUAUUCGUAAGAUAGAUGGCCAUUCAAAGGGUUUUGAUAAGUUGGCCGAUUGUCUGAGGUGGUGUUUGGACAUGGGAAUUCGGGAAGUAACAACUUUUGCUUUUAGCAUUGAAAAUUUUAAAAGAUCUGAAGAGGAAGUCAAUGGUUUGCUUGAUUUGGCCCGUGAAAAAUUUUCAAAACUUUUAGAAGAGUCCUCAAAAUUACAUGAGCAUGGUGUCCGAAUUAGAGUUGUUGGGAAUUUAAACCUUUUACCUGAAGAUUUGCAAAAGCUUAUAGCUAAAUCUAUGUUGGAUACUGAGAAUAAUAACAAACUUUUCCUAAAUGUUGCAUUUUCUUAUACUUCCCGAGAUGAGAUAACCCAAGCAGUAGAGGCUGUUUUAAAACAUGGCGAUCAAUUAGGAGACGAUAAUAUAAGUGAAAGGCUAUUAGACGAAUGUCUUUAUACACGUCAUUCUCCAUCACCAGAUUUACUUUUUCGAACAUCUGGAGAGACUCGUAUUAGUGAUUUUCUAAUGUGGCAGCUUAAUUCAUCAAUUUUGUAUUUUACGAAAAUACUGUGGCCUCAAAUCACGAUCUGGAAUUUUUUAGCUGGCAUAUUUUCCUAUCAACGUGCUGCUUUGCGUUUGGAGCCGUACAAAAGGCAUGAACGUUUAGAACGUGCUCAAGUCGCAAAGUAUACUAGUUUUUACAGUGACCGUGUUCAAGAUUUUCUUGAACGUUUGGAUAUGUUUAGAAAAAAUAUACUUUUGCAAUUAUGGUCUACAAGUCAAUAGCUUUAUUAAUAUAAAUUAUCAAAUAAAGUGUUCAUUAUUAUAAACAUA
Molecule: messenger RNA, 1009 nt
Organism: Calliphora vicina (urban bluebottle blowfly)
Lineage: Eukaryota; Metazoa; Arthropoda; Insecta; Diptera; Calliphoridae
Gene: Dhdds
Product: Dehydrodolichyl diphosphate synthase subunit
Exons: 2
Coding region: 56-961 (301 amino acids)
Biological process (GO): polyprenol biosynthetic process
Cellular component (GO): dehydrodolichyl diphosphate synthase complex; endoplasmic reticulum
Molecular function (GO): ditrans,polycis-polyprenyl diphosphate synthase [(2E,6E)-farnesyl diphosphate specific] activity
Source: RefSeq, a predicted model, not a curated record